Quercus robur (English oak) is the source of this 5384-nucleotide messenger RNA. RefSeq lists its product as uncharacterized. NCBI's taxonomy places the organism in Eukaryota, Viridiplantae, Streptophyta, Magnoliopsida, Fagales, Fagaceae. The record is from RefSeq and is a predicted model, not a curated record. The transcript has 3 exons. Bases 3360 to 5258 code for a protein of 632 amino acids.
UUGAGCAAAUCUUGGUUUUGCUCGACUAAACCUUUGUUUCUUUAAUUUCUUCAUCAGCUUCUUGACACAAUCUUACACAGUAUAACCCAACUUUCGUAAUACAAUGAUUACAAUCCUCUGCAACAUACGGAUUCACAUCCAGUGCAAUAGCUAGGGUAUUGCACGGGGUGCAAUAGCUUUAAUAUCAGCCAUGGAUUAAAUCUAAUGCUCAGAAAAUUGACACGUUAUAUCUCCACGCUGGCAAUCCGCGUGCUUCAAUUUCUCUCCUCUUUUUUUUUUUCUCUUUUCACUUCAUCAAUUCAGCUUUCCCAAAUUUUAGUUUCAGAAAAAAAACCUCUCUUGGAGACUCUAAAUCCAUGGCCGAAUCUCAGUGGGCCUCAGCUCAUCCCACACCACCACCACCACCGGCGAUGCUUCCCGGUCUAGUAUUCUCCUCUUUCAAGGUUUUCUCGUAGCUCUCUCUCUUCUCAUUGCACCCACACCACUGCCGUUGGCGGUGCUUAUUACCGGUGUCACCACCACUGGGGGCUACCGGGUUUCCCUCUCUCCCUCUCAAAUUUAUUUUCUCUUUUAUUUUUGUUUUUGUUCCAGUUUUAAUUAUUUUGAUGACUAGAGCUGUAUGAUUUUGUUUGGGUUUGAAAAAUGGGGGUUUUGGUAUGAGUCUGUUUUAUUGUGUAAAUACAUGUCAUUUUGUGUGUGGGUUAUUGAGUGAGUGAAAUUUGUGUUCUUGAGAGUGCUUAAAUUAGUGUAAACAAAUGGAGUAGUUAAGUGCAGAUCUUAAAAUCUGGGUAUGUAAAGGGUAAGUUCUACUUUUUUUUUUUCCUUCCUUUGCUAUGAUCUUUGUUAUUGCCUUGCUUCUUUAUUGUUGCUGUUGCUGUGACCUUUGAGUCCUCUGUUAUUGUUGCUGAAGGUGUUUGUUGAAAUGCUUCAUAGAGGGGUCAAGAUAGUUGGGGCUAUUGAAACCAAGCUCUUGAAAUUCUGUUUUUUAUUUCCAAUCGGUCUUUUGCCUAAUCCGUUGGAUUUUAAAAAAGGCGCUAAAUUUUACAAAGGUUAUUCGUUGCAAAAUUUUAAUCUGAAAUAUUGUCCAUAAAUUGCAGUUGUUUAUUUUAAGGAAUAAUCAUACAUGCAAUAGAGAACUCUCACAAAUGGGCUUUUUAUGUUUGAUUCCUUGUUUCAUUUUUAUGCGCCUUCAAGAUCUUCUUGACUUUCUCUUGUCUCAGGCUUAAUGUUCUUUUCUUCUUUACUAAAAUCGUAUAUAUAUAUAUAUAUAUAUAUAUACAUAUAUAUAAUAUGACAGCCAGCUUUUAAGGUAAUUGAUGAGUGCAGAAGAACUUAUCAGAACUAGAAUCAAUUGCGCUAGAAGAGACAAUGAAAUUGCAGGCUCUAAAACAUCUUUGUGGUGAAAAUUUUGUUCUUAGCUUGAUCAUAUUACCUUUUGUUUGUUUUUGUGUGUUGUGGACCUGUGGUCCAAAAAUGACUGCUGUGUUUUCAUUCUGAAACCUUUAAAGAAUUUCCAUAAAGAAACCUUUAAAGAAACUGCUGUGUUUCUUUAAUUUCUUCAUCAGCUUCUUGACACAAUCUUACACAGUAUAAUCCAACUUUCCUAAUACAAUGAUUACAACCCUCUGCAACAUAUGGUCGUCACACAGAAUUUCUCAAAUUUAAAAGCUGACACCGUCUCCAUGCCAUUCAUCAAAAAGCAAAUCCACUAUGUAAAAUUUCAAAAUAAACAUUUAUGCUUAAUUGCUUUUUAUGAUUGGUCAUGGGGCCUCUCUACUUUGAAAUUAUAUGCUUUUUGAAAAAUAUAGGUUUUUGUUCCUACUAUUCACCUGGUUCAAUGCAAAAACUUAGAAUAAUCACAUAAUUAGACUCAAAAAGCACCAUUUGUAAAUUUUACCAAAGGCAUUAAAUUAGGUUUUAAAAUCACAAACGCAAAACGUGGUAACUAAUUAAACAAGCACCAAGCUGUACUUGCAAACAGUGCUCUUAUACAAAUUUAAAGGGAGAAGUACAGAAUAAACCCUUCUUUGAAAUAUUCAUUCUUGAAAAUUACUUUUAUCUAUACUACUGUUUAAGAAGUUCUCUUUAUUUAGAAUCCUCAUUUGUUUAAUUAGUUUAAAAAAAUCCCUACACCUCUAUGUUUAAAUAAAACUAAAGGACAAUUCAGUAAAAAUACAAUCAUAACUUCCACUAAAACAUUGCCUAAAAAAUAAGAUUAUUUUCCUGUUAAUUUUCAAAUUGCUUUAUCCACUUAUAAAUUAGAUUCUCAAAAUAAAAAUUAUACUGUAUGUAUAAAAUAAAAAAACAAGUUUUUUUUUUCUUCUAUAAAAAAAGCCUUAUCACACACGCGAAACGUGUGUGAUGAGGCUAGGAGUAAUUUGUAUAUAUUAAGAGGAUUCAGAAAGUUAGUUAUUGCUUUUUUUCCUGUCAAAAAUAUCCCUAAAUUAAUUAACCAACAACUUAAAAAUAGGGUUAAAUUAGUAAAUUGGCAAAAGAAAGUUAGUUAUUACUUUUUUUAUUGUAAAAAAUACCUCUACCUAAAACUUAAAAAUGGGGUUAAAAUAGUAAAUUGACUCUAUAUUGAAAUGCUUUCUUGCUUCUAAUAAACUCCUACUUUUACGUUAAUUUAAAUUCCUACUUCUACUCUUUAACUCUCUAUAAAAUAGAAUCAUUCUUUUGUUAGUUUUAAAACUUCUCAAAUUUACAUAAUUCACCCCACGUAUUCUUCUCUUUUAUUUAUUUUUUUUUUUUUUGUGAUUAGAAAAAGUAGAAAUCCUAAAUUAUAAUAAGUGUAAAUUAUUAAUCUUUACCCAAAGAUUAGAAAAGCUUCUGAGCACAAACGUGAGCGCGUGCUCAGAGGCUAGUUAGUAUAUAUAAAGAUUGAGAUUCCCACACGUAUGCUAUUGAAUAUUUUUGGAAUGUUUUUACUUUUUCCACAAAAAGUGUGCGGGGAAGAUGUCGGUAGGGCAAAGCAAAAAAGAAAAGAAAAACAACUAUAAUAAUAUUAAUAUUAAGAAUUGUUGUACGUAAUAUGUAAGCAAAACAUUUUUUUUUUUUUUUUUGAUAACGUAAGCAAAACAUUAUUAGACGGUAAGAAUAAUUAGCAGUUCCUCCAAUUGAAGACACAUGAAAGCAUAUCCAUGCAGGCAAGUAACGGAUAAAAAAAAGGUUAACACGUUUAUCUCUUAGUACGGCCUAUCUGUGUGAAGAAACGUCUUCCAAAUCAAGCGAAGGUGUUUAAACCCUGUAGAAAUCUUCUUGUUGGCUCUUAACGACCAUUAAUUCUGUGUAGCUUCCUAGUCGGGGCAGGGACUCAACUAUAUAUUCAGCAUUUCUACUAUUUGUCAAAAGGAGAGAUCAUGGUGAGCGUAGGUUACUUUAAGGAAUUAUGGGUGGACUGGAACAUCGAAGUGCUAGUACUAGUGAGCUUUGUCUUGCAAAUCAUCCUCACUAUCUUUGGUAGCCGCAGAAGAUACAUUCCUGGCAUUGGUAUAAGAUUUGCAGUAUGGUCAGCUUACUUGCUGUCCAAUUAUGUUGCAAAGAUUGCUAUAGGCAAGCUCACUGACAUAGAUACCAAGCAAUUUGAUCUGAGUGAACAGAAACUGAAAGGGUUGUUGGCACCACUGAUCUUUGUGCAAAUUGGAAGCCCGGAUACCAUAACUGCCCUCUCAAUCGAAGACAAUCGUCUGGGAUUGAGGCAAUUUCUUGGCCUACUCAUCCAAGUAGGGGUGGUAAUUUUGAUCAUUGUUCGGUUUUGGAAUAAGCACUCUUCUUUCUCAUUUCUUUUCUUGCUAAUGUUUUUGGCCGGUAUAAGUAAGUAUGGAGAGACAGUAUGGGCUCUGAGUACAGCACUCACAGGUGAAUCUGGCAUAAGUAUUUCAGAAUUUGAUCAAGAAGAAAAUGUUCCUACUUUAUUACGACAAUUACCAGAAAGCAUUCCUGGUGUGGAAUUGAUCUUAAAGGCAUAUUAUCGGUUUAGCUGUUUGAAGCCUCAUCUUGAGAAUUGGCUCUACAAGCCCUUAUAUGAGUCUCUUCCAUGGAUGUCCAUUGAUGGAUAUUCAGCUGACGAUGUCUUUAGAAUUACAGAUUCUGAACUUGGCUUCAUGUAUGAUGUGCUCUAUACGAAGGCACCUAUUAUAUAUACAUGGCAAGGUUGUAUUCUCCGUAUCAUUAGUUUCUUGAGUUUAGUUUCUACAUUAUGUGGAUUAGCAAUCUUAUCUAGCCAUGCCUCUGCUAAAGUUAAACUUCAAUAUCUUGUAUUCACCUAUGUGUUGCUGAUUGGAGGAGUUGUUCUUGAGCUUUAUCAGAUCAUACUACUACCUUUCACAGAGUGGGCAAUACUCAAAAUGAUGAGGUACCAUAACAUGCCAGCGGUGAUGCAAUGUUUGCGAGUACUUGGCCCAAAGUCAAGUGAGUGGAAAAGAUGGUCCAAUUUGUUGGGACAAUUCAAUUUGUUGAGCUUUUGUCUUCAUGACAAGCAUUUGAAAUAUAGUAGGUUCAUCAAGUUUAGUGGCAUCGACAUGGAGCUAAGAAAGACCAGGAGUAGGGCACGUGUGGAAUUCCCUAAGAAAUUGAAAGAACUUAUAGUGCAUGAAAUGAAAGAGGUAGAUAAUGCAAGAAAUGCAAAGCCUGUCACACAAAGAGGUCAUUGGGCACUUGAAAGGCAUGGAUGCCUCAAUGAUGAAUUCAAAUGGAGUGUCAAGAGAGAGUUUGAUAAGAGCAUUACCAUAUGGCACAUUGCAACAGACAUUUGUUACCAUUCAGAUGUUCAAUAUGGUGUUACAAACUCUCAAAUUAAGAUGGGUAAAUUGUUAUCAAACUACAUGAUGUAUGUUCUUGUAAUGCGCCCUCACAUGUUUUACUCCACCACAGCAAAUAUCAUAUUCCAACAUACCUACACCGAACUCAUGAUAUUUUUAAGAACUAGACCAUCCUUAGUAAAAGGUGAAGGAGAAGCUUGUAGGAUUUUCAGGACGGAAGAACUUCCCGAAGAAUCAGACUUGGAUAAAAGAAAGGAAACCGUGGUCACAUCUGAUUGGCAUGUACUAAAAGAUGCACAAAGACUCGCCAGGAGUUUGAUGAGCAAGGAGAACAAAUGGAUCAUCAUUUGCAGCGUGUGGGUGGAGAUGUUGUGCUAUGCAGCAAGUAACUGUCCAAUGGAGUACCAUGCUGAACAACUAAGGCGAGGUGGGGGUUUGAUCACUCAUGUUUGGCUUCUCCUAGCCCACAAAACAGAUAAGUUCCAUACCAGUGAUUAAAGUAUUUUAGCAAUCACAUUUUGCAGACAAAAAAAAAAAAAAAAAUUGAAGCCUUGUAACUCAAUUGGCUUCCUUCUGGUGCCAACACCAAACCAAUUCAGAAAGGAUUAUUGCUCAUUGAUUUUA